This is a messenger RNA of Apiotrichum porosum, 4416 nucleotides long. RefSeq lists its product as uncharacterized. Gene Ontology annotation, molecular function: protein binding. The transcript is spliced from 5 exons. Bases 1 to 4416 code for a protein of 1471 amino acids. Lineage: Eukaryota; Fungi; Basidiomycota; Tremellomycetes; Trichosporonales; Trichosporonaceae. The record is from RefSeq and is a predicted model, not a curated record.
AUGGCUUACCCAUACCUCGCGAGGACAAUACUCAAGUACAAGUCCCCACACGCCACCGACUUGUCGUUUGCCAAAGAUGAGACAAUCCGCGUGACGGGCCCUUCACCCGAUGACGAGGACUGGCUCGUAGGCGAGAGCGUGGACGGUGCGCGGUCGGGAGGGUUCCCGAAAGACUUUAUCACACCCGUCGAGGAUGAAGCCGAGAGCACUGCCGAGCCUGCUCCUGCCUCGCCUGUUGCUGCUGUCGCCGCUGCCCCAGUCCCCGUUCCGACUGCCGAAGAGCCUGUUCCCGAACCUCCUGCGCCUGUACAGGAGACCGCUCCUGUCCAUGUGGAGCCCACUCCUCCUGCGCCCAUCGCUGAACCCGUUGCGCCUGCUCCCGAGCCCGAGCACGUCGCUGAGCCUCCUUCGCCCGUCAAGGCGCCCACUGUCGUUCCCGUCAAGGCCACCCCGCCUUCCCCGACCAAGGCGCAGACUGCUCCCCCAGCUCCUGUUGGUGCCCCAGCUGCCGGCGGAGAUGGCCCAGACGCGUCCCGCAUGUCGAUGAAGGAGCGUUUGGCAUUCUUCAAGGCUGCACAGGACAAGGUUUCCGCUCCUCCCCCGCCUGUCAAGCCCAAGCCCGCGGGGGGUCUGACCUGGAGCCAGCGCCAGAAACUCCGUCAAGAGCAAGAGGCCAAGGAGGCCGCGGAGCGUGCUGCCAGCGGCGAGCCCGAGCCUGCUCCUGUUGCUGCUGUCCCAGCGCCUGCCCCUGCCUCCGUGGCCAAGACGCCCUCGCCCCCUCCUGCCGCCCCCCACGAUGACGACAGCGGAGGCAUGUCGGCGGCCGACGCCGCGACCAGUGUGCGUGCCGGUGGAUCGCUCAAGGAGCGCAUGGCGGCCCUCAAGGCUGGUGGAGCGUUCGGUGCUGCUGCACCCCCUCCGCCCAAGCCCAAGCCGAGCGGAAAGGUGUGGACUCGCCCGCCUGCUCCCCCCGCGCCUCCUGCCGAGGAGGAAGGCGAAGAGGGUGUUGAGGGUAUCGAGCGCACCGUCUCCCCUGGCAUCAUCGGCGCUCCCCUCACCCAGGUCACCUCGACGGGCGAGCAAGCCGAAGCUGCUGAGGGCGACGAGGAAACUGGCGAGCCCGAGGAGCAGUCUGAGGAAGACGCCGAGAAGGCUCGUCGCGCGGCCAUUGCUGCGCGCAUGGCCAAGCUCGGCGCUCGUGGUCCCAUGGGCAUGAUGCCUCCCAUGGGUGCACCCAAGCCCAUCCCGGCUCGCAAGAAGACUGUCGAGGUCGAGGCUCCCGCUGAGACUGAAGGUGCUACCGAGCCCGAGGCCGAGCCCAUCGCUGCCCCCGUGGCCCUGCCUUCCCUCGCCGCUCCUGUUAUUACUGAGCCUGAGGUGGCCAAGUCCGAAGCCGUCACCACCGCUCCUGCCUCGGUCAAGAUGCCUGCCGUGCCUCGCCGCGCUGCUGGUCCCCGUCGUCGUGCGGCCGCGUCGUCCACGCCAGCAACGUCCAACCCCGAAUCGCCUGUCGACGCCUCUGCGCCGGCUGUCCCUGUCCCAGCAGUGCCAGAGCGCCCUAUCUCGCCCUAUGAGAUCGUCAACGCGGACGGCACGAUCGAGCCUCCCAUCCAGGUGCCCAUUUACGGCGAGGAGGACCCCAUCCCGCUCACUGCCGAGCAGGAGGAACUCCACCGUCUCAAGAUUGUUGCUGGAGCUGGUGGUCUCGGUGCCCUUGGCGCCGCUGCGGCUGGUAUUGCCUUGGCCCCUCCGCGAAACGAGGACGGCGAGCCUCUCCAGCAGCACGCCUCUCCUCAGGCCCCUACCGCCGAGCUCGAGCACCAGGCCGAGCGCGAGAUGAUCAGCAUUGAGGAGGACGCCGGUGCUGGCAGCUUUGGUGUCGAGGGCGCCGACGUUGUGGGAAUUGCUCUCGCGCCCGUCCCCGCCAAGGACGAGGUGCCCCGGCCGCCGGCUCGUAAGGCAUCUGCUCAGGUCGACGAGGGCAAUGACCACGUCGCCUCUGGCCUUGCGGCCGGUGCUGUCGGUGUCGCUGGCGUUGCGGCGGCAGGUAUCGCUGCCGCUCAUCACGCCGCUGCGCCUUCUGCACCCGCUCCCCCGGCUCCGCCAGCUCCUGUCGACUCUGACGAGGCCGACGACGAUGAGCAGUGGGACGACGCCCCGCCUCCUCCCCCGCCUGUCCGCCAUGUCAUCACCCCCACAGCUCAGCCUGAGGACGAGGAAGAUGUCGCGCCCCCGCCUCCGGCUCGCCAGGCGAGCCACCCUGCUCCGCAGCAGACACUGGACAACGACGACGAGCAGGAGGAGGAUGUCCCCGAGCCCCACGAUGUCGCUCCCGCCACACCUCCUCCCCCGCCAGCACGCGCGCUGUCCCACACCACCGAGGAUGCCCCUCCUGUGCCCCACACUCGCCCCCCGGUGCCGACCUCCCCUGUCGCGCCGGCUGCCCACACUGUCGACACUGCUCUAUCGGUCCCGGACCAUCACCAACAGCCGCCUGCGUCCCCUCGUGGACCCCGCCCGCUCCCUAGUCGUCCGACUGCUCCCCCAGCCCCGACUACGACAGAUGCGGACGACCUUCCUGUCCCUCUGUCCCGCUCCCCAGCCAUCUCGCCCAUUGCUCAGACGCGCGAGCUUGAGCCCGAGCCCGAGGCCGCUCCCCCGCCUCCCCCAGCGCGUACCCACUCGCGCAAGGGGUCUUUGCCGCCACAGCACGCCCCACCUCCUCCCCCGGCACCGGUUGAGGAGCAGGAGCAGGAGCAGGAGCAGCACUCUGGCCACGGCGGUGUUGCGGCGGCCGCAGCGGUUGGAGCUGGCGGUGCUGCAGCGAUUGCCGCUGCGGUCGCGCACCGCUCGCCCUCGCACGACGACGGCGCACCGCCUGUUGACGAAGACUCGGCCCGUCGCACCAGCAUUGCAGCUCGUAUGGCCAAGCUCGGUGGUAUCAAGUUUGGCAUGCCCCCGCCCGUCUUCAAGCGGCAUUCCUCGAGCAUGAGUGAAGAACCUGCCGCUGAAGUGGUGACGUCGCCCACGACCGAGACCCGUCAACCGCUCGCCACUGAGCCCGAGGAGAUUGAGGAAGAGGAGGAGAAUGAGGGUGACGACGACGACGCACCGCCACCUCCCCCCCGUGUGGCCGCCCACGCGCCUAGCCGUGAGGCUCCUGCCGCUGCCCCCGCCGAGGACGAUGGCGAGGAGACCCCUGAGCAGGAAGCUGCUCGUCGACGCGCGACUCUUGCGCGUCUCCGUGCCGGUGGAGCCCUGGGCUUUGGUCUCUUCAACGCUCCCGAGCCAGAGCCGGAGCAUGUGGCCGAGCCUGAACCCGAGCAUGAGGAGGUCGGCCAGGGUCAGGAUGAAGAAGAGCCCGAGGAGGAGGCCCCGCCACCACCUGCUCGUCGUUCCAGCAAGCCGACAACCACUCGUCCCCCGCUUCCCCCUCCCCCUCCCCCGGCCGACGACGUCGAGGACGAGGAUGAGGAAGAGGAAGAGGAGGACGCGCCGCCUCCCCCACCACGUCGUUCACCAUCUAUGCCUCCACCCGUGCCCAAGAUCCCCACCCGUUCAGUCCCCACGAGCCCCGAGGUGCAGGCUGCUCCCAUUCUUCCUCACGCCCAGUCCGCGCCACACGCACCCCCUCGCGGUCUGCCCCCUCCCCCUCCUCCUCCUCAGGAAGAGGAAGACGAUGAGGAGGAGGAGGACGUGCCCCCGCCGCCCCCGGCACGCACGCAUACCCUUUCUCCUGAGCAGCACGACUUUGACGAUGCUGCUCCGCCAGCGGUCCCCGCUGGCCGUCCGCGCCAGGCGACCGCUCCAGCCCUCGACGCUCCAGCGCCGCCGCCUCCAGCUUCGGCCCUGCCGCCUCCACCUAUCCCGACUGCUUCGCACCCGCGCGCUUCCGUUGACCAGUCUCGCCCGAGCAUGUCGAUGCCCCGUCCAGGCUUCCACGAGCUCCAGACUGCCUCGGCCCACCAUGGAGUCACGCUCCUGCGCGCGGCCAAGGGAGUCUUCGAGCAAGGCAAGCGCGGGUACUAUGGCGACGGCUCGCCCGCCGGCUUUCUGCGCGUGGCGUUCGACCAAGCGCGUAUCCCGCUCCCCGAGUCCGUCGCCGCGGGCGUGUGGGGCGUGGUCGUGUACGAGCAAGAAGCGUCGUCUGUCCUGAAGCGCCUGGACGAGCCGCGCCCGGGAGACGUGGUGGCCCUCUUUGACGCGCGGCUCAAGGGCAAAAAGGGCUUGCAGGGUUAUACCCAGCAGGUCGGGUCUGUCGAGGACGCGCUCGUCGGUGUCAUCCAGGACUUUGACCAGAAGAACAAGCACAAGCUCCGCGUCCUCCAGGUCGAGCGCGGACACCCGGAGGAGGUCAGCUACAGGCUUGACGACCUCAAGUCGGGUCGCGUCGUGGUCUUCCGCGUGGGCCUUUAA